Molecule: messenger RNA, 336 nt
Organism: Numida meleagris (helmeted guineafowl)
Lineage: Eukaryota; Metazoa; Chordata; Aves; Galliformes; Numididae
Gene: SDHAF1
Product: succinate dehydrogenase complex assembly factor 1
Exons: 1
Coding region: 1-336 (111 amino acids)
Biological process (GO): mitochondrial respiratory chain complex II assembly
Cellular component (GO): mitochondrion
Source: RefSeq, a predicted model, not a curated record
AUGGCCGGGGGCGACCUCCGCCGGGAGGCGCUGGCGCUGUACCGCGCUCUGCUCCGCGCCGCCGCCGCCCGCCCGGGGUUCGCCGCGCGGAUCCGCUCCGAGUUCCGCCGCUGCGCUGCGGUACCGGCCCGGGAUCGGCUCCGCGCGGAGCUGCUCCUGCGUCGCGGCCGCCGACAGCUGCAGACGCUGCGGGCGCCGAGCACCGUUCGCAUGGGCGCUUUUGGCCCAGGAUCCGCCUCCGCCACCACUUCCGGCUCCGCGUCCGGCGCCACUUCCGGCUUUGGCAGGCCUUCCGGAUCCGGAUGCUCUUCCGGUUCCGGGUCACCGCCCCAAUAA